Molecule: messenger RNA, 606 nt
Organism: Heterobilharzia americana
Lineage: Eukaryota; Metazoa; Platyhelminthes; Trematoda; Strigeidida; Schistosomatidae
Source: the annotation of a GenBank genome assembly
UGCUUAAGCAGCAUUUUCUAACUUUGGAAACAUCGAGGAUUGGUUCUUGCUCUGAACAGAUGCGUUUUUGUAACAAUCGGCAUUUGUAAAGCAAUAUUAAAAUAUCCCUCAGAACGAACGUUAAACCAGUAGCUUUGGUAGCUGAAUUCAGACAACUUGUUAUAAACAGAAACUUACAAAUAUGCCCGGAUUGUGAAGCUUGCAUUAAGCAUUUUGAAAGUAUAAUUUGUUGAAUUAGUGGAGUCAUCAUUAAAUGCCAAAGGAAACUAACAAUCCGUAUAGGACUUGUGAUUGUCGCCUAAAUAGGGACGAGAACAAUCAUGUAGACCCGGCAUAUAAGUACCGGUUUGCUGUUUUUCGUUGGCAUGUUGGUCGGUGCAGAGAGACAGAAGGCAGUAAGCAGCGAAAAUCACAAUCUAAGUUCUUGGGUCGCCCGUUCACCUUCCGAAUGAAACUGAAUUUUGUGCGUUAUGAAGUUGUUGAACCUGUUAACACUAUACAACCACGACUUGUCGUCAGAGCUACUGAUGCCUAUGGAACCAUACUGUUCCAUUGUCAUAUGUGCCUUUCAUGUUAUAUGCUCGUUUAAUAAUAAGGUAAUUUGUA